This is a messenger RNA of Planococcus citri (citrus mealybug), 2641 nucleotides long. RefSeq lists its product as uncharacterized. The transcript has 2 exons. Lineage: Eukaryota; Metazoa; Arthropoda; Insecta; Hemiptera; Pseudococcidae. The coding region runs from base 278 to 2134 and encodes 618 amino acids. The record is from RefSeq and is a predicted model, not a curated record.
AUUCAUUAUUGAGAUAUCUGGUGUGUGUGAUUAUCACUCGCAUAGUUGAAUUUAUGGUCGUUCUCCUUACUUUGAAUAUUUCUCAAUGAAUGAAAGUUUUAUUCCAGUGAGUUAUUAUGAUUAAUUUCAAAAUUGUUUGUCGUGGGUAACUUGAUGCUACUGAAGAAUAAAUUUGUGUUUGAAUUUCGAUUCGCUGUGAAGACGUUAAACUGGUUAAAAAGUUGUACCUACGAAACAUUGGUUUGGAUUGAAAUAGUGUCUUGAUCAAAGCUUGCAAAUGUCUGAAAUCGCUGGAAUUUCUUCUGGAGUGUUCGAUAUUUUGCAUCCAACUCCAGUUGCUCUGAGAGAGUUAUCAGCGAUCGCCAUUAGCCUCGAAAUAUGGCGCUGCGAAAUAAAUAAACACCGUUCGAGCAAUACAUUGAACAAGUUUAUUCCAUCUGGUAAACUUAUCUCAUGGAAAACUGCGCUCAUUCCCGAUUUACCUUCUGUGAUUUAUCCUAUGAUUGAUAAAUAUGUCAGAAUAUUUGGAAUUUCGAUAAAUAACUGGCUAUGGAGACAUCAUCAGCCGGUAUUUCAUUUUCAUUACGACAAUCACACCUCGGUUUUGGAAUACUUCGAAGAUUUUGUAUGCGAUUACAACGGAGCCAUUCAUUACGAAAGGACUGCCGAACGUAUGAUGCAUUGUGAUCGAUUCGAUCUGCAUCAAAAGUUCCUAAUUGCUUGUACGUAUUGUUUCAAAGACGAUAUCGUACGAAUUUGGCCAUGUGGAUUGGAAAAGACGGACUCGCUGUAUAAAAGAUAUUCUGAAAAUUCGCGAUUUGCAUAUUGGAUUGAUUUUAUUGGAAAUGAUAUCAAGAUAACCGAACCUCCUAUCGAAGAAUGUAUAUUUGAUGAAUUCGUGUCUCGCAACAGACCAUGUUUGGAAUAUUUCUGGAGUCGUAUUCCAUCGGAAAAUCGUUUGCGGAAAGCUAUCGAUCUUUAUAUCGAUGAUUACCCAUCGUUUGUUCGAUUCAUUUUGCCAAAAUUGGAUGAUCAACAGCUCAAUGAAUUUCUUCGUGAAAAAGGCUGUGAAUUGUUGUAUGCUGUUUUGUUAAAUUCUUGUUAUGAUGAAGAAGACAUUCUAUCGAUAUGGAUUUACGUUAAAAACGCCAUGAACGAGAUUGCUUUCACAAAUCUGAUCAUGAAAAUGGUGCAAAGUGAGAUUACGGGAGGCUUUGUGAGUUCCGAAUUAGGCCAUUAUGAGAUUUCUUGGGCCGUUUACGAAGAUGAUUUCCCUGAUUAUCGCGUCCUUGAUAAUUUUCUUCAGUUAUGUUUUGAAAUAUGGAACACCGCUAAAGAAGAUUUGAUACGUUCGGCUGUUAGAGAUAUUACAUCAGAUAAUAGUUUAUUUGAAGAUACGAUGUUCGACGUAAAUGAUCUUCCACCAACCUCGAGAGAAUUUAAGUUCUUAUUUGCUGUCCUUUCUCACGCCAGCUAUGAGCAGAGAAACGCUUUCUGGCAUAAUUGCUGGAGAUAUUUGAUUUAUAAAACACGGGUCGAAGUUUUACAUAAAAUAAUGCGGCUAUGUUUACGAGACGAAGACGAGAUAAGUCAAUUCAAGAAAAACAUCAUGGCCAAUGACGAAAAGGCACUUCAUUAUUAUAGUUCAUUACUAACCUUGACGUAUUUCGACGAAUUGAAUCAAUUCGCGAGAUUUUUACUACCAGAAGUGCAAGCAGCGAGAAACUUUAAACAGAAAAUACUACGGUCAACUUUUCUCAAUGAUGAAUUUGGUGAUUCUUGUAUAGAGAUCGUCAAAAAGCAAAAAGAGUUCGAUGAAUUUAUUAAAGAUGCCUACGACAACGUCGAUCAGUCUACAGACUUUAAAAAUGAGCUAAUGUCGUCACCUUCAGUCCAAACGAGAUUAUCAAUCGAUGCUCUAUCUGUACCCAUAGAACAGUUCAUUGAGUUUAUUCACACCUUUGUCUCGACUGAGCGAAUUCUUCUCGAGGUAAAAACUCGAAUGAUCAGUUUUUUAAAGGAAGAAGGGGCUGAUUAUAAAUCUAAGGUACCGAAAUCGUCGUUCACCUCUCUUUUAUCAUGGUGUUUAGAAGGUAAUGAGGAAGUUUCAAAGUUUGAGCUGAGCUAUUUAUGAUGUAGAUCUGAUGGAAUAAUCUGAAAAUCACGCCUAGUUGAAUGAUUUUUUUCGUGAAAUUCGUGUUCUGGGAUGAUCAUGUCGAUGGUCAAACCAGAUUUUUACGUUCUAAUUUUCUCUUUAUUAUAUGUGUUUUAUAUUUUUCCGAUUUUACAACUUGAUUUUAUAGUCUUGUUGUGUAAAAAAUUCACAUUGUAUGUUAUGUUUAAAACAUGUAAAAUGGUAAUUAAUUAUAAUCAACUGGGUAUACCUAUGCACACCUAUUAUUGAAUUUAAUUCUCGUUUCUUCAAGAAUUACAAAAUUUUUCUCGUCUAGAUUUUUGGCCAAAAAUUGAGAUAAAGCUCAUUUUCAAAAAUUUUAAAAAAGUUUCAUUUUUUCCCCAAAAAUUGCCUGAAAAUCUAGCUUUCUCGCCAGAUAUUGUCAACAAGCCCUUCCUUUUUCAAAAAUUGUCAAAGUCUUUGCUUUUUCCCAAAAAUGUUCAGAAAUUCUCGAUUUUUCAAGGAUGA